This is a messenger RNA of Emericellopsis atlantica, 1503 nucleotides long. RefSeq lists its product as uncharacterized. NCBI's taxonomy places the organism in Eukaryota, Fungi, Ascomycota, Sordariomycetes, Hypocreales, Bionectriaceae. The transcript is spliced from 3 exons. The record is from RefSeq and is a predicted model, not a curated record. The coding region runs from base 1 to 1503 and encodes 500 amino acids.
AUGGCACCCGUGCCUCUUGAGCAGCAAGUCAACUACCAGUCCGUCGCUCUAGUCGCUGGGCAUGUCAUCGCCGCGGUGCUCCUGACGGUGGGGGUUGGGCGGAGCCUGUACCGGUCCAAGCGCGCUCUUGGCCCGGCACAGGACACGAGGGAACGAGAACACUCGCGCGCAACACUCAUCCCGGUAUUUGCAAUUCUGGCGUUGUUGAGUUUGGGCAGUGCGAGCUAUGCGGCCCUUCAGCAUGCUGUGCUAUCGUACAAGGUCUGGGCUGGAGAGCGAGACAUCGCGGUCCCACUCAGAGUCUACGGAGACAAAGGUAUCUUUCCGUUUGGGGAGAAUGCGACGGAUGUGUACCCAGGUCUGUGGAUGAGCGACACGCCUGUUCAGCUCGAUAGUUUCGAGAUCCUGGCCGAACGAGCGCGUCGCUUCUGGUGGGGGCAGCAGAUCGAGCUGGGCCUCAUCCCCUGGAAUCUGUUCCUGUCCGUCGAGGGUCGCCGUCGCAACAUGUCCAAUCUGUGGGCGUACUCUUUGCUCGGCCAGCUGGUCUCGCUAUCGUUUGGGCAGAAUCUCUUCUUCAUCGCACUGCUGCUGACGCCGUCACCCCUGCCGCCGCGUGUCGGGCGGUUCUUCACCCGAAAGCCUAGCACGUGGACGCCCUCCACCUUCAUCAGCGCACCGUGCCUGGGUCUGGCAUAUGCAGCCUUGUGGAACGCACGUCAAGCAGUCAACAGCCCAAACGCUGCAACAGCUGUGCUGGUCAGCAGAGCGCUCACGGUGAUGCCCCUGGUGCUGCUGUACUUGUUGCCAACAAGCUGGGGUCGCACCUUGACUAGUCAUCGCGAGACUCACCAAGCCUACGCGACUUUGUUCAAAUUGGCAUCCCUCGGCAGCUUCGUGUUGCACGUCAAGGCUUCAUACGAGGGCCUGCUUCACAGCGCACCGAGUGCAUACUACCACCGCCACAGCCAAUACUUGCCAUUUGACGUGGAGAAACGAUCGGCAUGGGAGAGGACAACGAGCGCUAUUGGGAGGAUCUUGAGCGCAACCUCGGAUCAUCCCGUGGUCAGUGGUGCUGGAUUCGAUGUACUGCUCUCAGGGACGAGUUUGGGUCUUUGGGCAGCGGUGCGCGCGACGAAUGUUGCUGACAUUCUCGCCGCGUCGAUUCCGUGGUACUCGCACGCACAGCAUGAGCGGGACCUUGAGCAUCGCGAUGCUGACAAGUCCCCUCGGGCGGUAACAACCAAGCCUCGCCAUGAUGAGCAGGCUUCCUCGCCGCGUCGCCGCGGACGACCUCGCAAGGUCAAGAGAGAGUCUGACGCCGUUAGUGACGCUUCGUACGAGCCCACGCCAUCAGAGGCUGCCGCAUUGGUCGAAGGCGAUGAAGUUGCGGAAGCCGGUGAGCUGGAUUGGGAAUCGAGCGCUGUUGCUUGGGGGCUGACAGCAUUGGGUGGUCUCGGGGCCGGGAGCGCGGGGGUAUUGGGCAGUGAGUGUGUUGCGCGAUGA